Molecule: messenger RNA, 198 nt
Organism: Neurospora tetrasperma FGSC 2508
Lineage: Eukaryota; Fungi; Ascomycota; Sordariomycetes; Sordariales; Sordariaceae
Exons: 1
Coding region: 1-198 (65 amino acids)
Source: RefSeq, a predicted model, not a curated record
AUGUCGAUAACGUCGCUUGUAUCUGAUCGUGAGUGUGUGCGCAUGUGUGAUGGCGGCGUUCGAAACGGAUCAAUAGACGGACAGAGCGGUUCCGGUUCCGACAAUCCUAAGGUUUCUGACGCUGAAAACGACAAGACGUGUCUUCGGUUGCCGGUGGCCUCGACACCGUUGGAGCCACGCAGAGUUCCGUCGGUGUGA